AUGGAGGCAGUGCGGGAAAAGUACGGGACCCGAACUGCGACGGACUUGAAGUGCUACCUGGAGAUCCCUGAGAGACCGAUCAAGGCCAACAAUGGACGAACGUCGUGGUUCCAGAACGAGACCUACAACGGCAACAUCAUGAUCUUUGUCAAGUUUUAUGACCCUUUCACGACGACGACCAUGCGGGGUCUUGGCAAGCUGUACGUCCACAAGCAGACGGUGGUGGGCGAUAUAGUCGGUCGUUUAAACGAGAUGAAGGGAUUCCCCGCACACACAUCCCUGAAACUGUUUGAGGAAAUUAAACCUUCCAUGAUUGAGCCAAUGAAGGUCAAGCUGACGUUCCACCAGUGCGAGAUCCAAGGCGGCGACAUCAUCGUCUUCCAGAAGGAGCUGACCCAGAAGGAGACCGAAGAACUUGAGCAGCGAAAACUCCGGGGGACCGUGCCGCAGUACUUUGAUUACAUUCACAACCGUCUCAUGGUCGAAUUUACGCCCAAGACGGAGAAUGAUGCACAUCUGCCCACAUUCCUGGUUGAGCUCUCUAAGAAGAAUACCUACGACGAGAUCGCCGCUGUAGCAUCUGCGAAGCUAGAGAUCGACCCUCUGUUUGUCCAGUUCACCUCGUCCUCUGUGGGCGGCGUUCCUAAGAAGGUGAUUCUCAAGGACACGAAGCUGUCGCUGGAGGAAAUUCUUUCUCCAGGAUAUGUUCAAGGAAACGAGAAGACGACAUUGUUUUACCAGAAGCUGGACAUGAGUAUUGUCGAGCUAGAGACUAAGCGAAUGUUCAAGGUGAUCUGGCUAAGUCCUACCCUGAAGAAGGAGUCGACACAUGAGAUGCUUUUGCCUAAGGCUGGAAGUAUCGCUGAGGUUAUCGAAGAACUUGAGAAACGCGUGGCGCUGAGCCCCGAGGGCACUGGCAAGAUCCGAAUGUUCUCAUUGUACGAGUCCAAGAUCCAAAAUGAGUUUGAUCGUGACGACCCCAAAAGCGACCACGACGACCAGAACGAGUUGUUUGCGGAGGAAAUCCCCAAGGAGGAGGCUGACAAAGCUGAGAACGACAAGCUGAUGAACUGCUUCCAUUUCUCGGGAGAAUGCACCAAGCAAUACGGGAUCCCUUUCAAAAUUGUGGUCAAGGAGGGAGAGCUGUUCUCGGAGACCAAGGUUCGGAUCCGGGCACGUCUUGGAAUGGAGGAGGAGGAGUUCGAGAAGGUCAAGUUUGUCAUCUAUGACAGCAGCGACCAGAUCACACCCGUCAAGCAUGACGAUAAGCUGUCGGAGGCGACCACCCUUGACAACGAGUCGUUGGGACUUGAUCACGCCGAAAAGAAGGAAAAGCUCAAGCCUCAACCCGCAAAUCCUGAGGCGGAGGCUCCCAUCACCAUUAGCGGAUAG
This is a messenger RNA of Linnemannia hyalina, 1392 nucleotides long. The record is from the annotation of a GenBank genome assembly. NCBI's taxonomy places the organism in Eukaryota, Fungi, Mortierellomycota, Mortierellomycetes, Mortierellales, Mortierellaceae.